Peronospora matthiolae is the source of this 285-nucleotide messenger RNA. Lineage: Eukaryota; Oomycota; Peronosporomycetes; Peronosporales; Peronosporaceae. The record is from the annotation of a GenBank genome assembly.
AUGAGCUCACUCGGAUCCGGAGUUGGGACGAUUUGGCCGGCGGAGGUCCUGUCCGGAGUGGGGAUCGAAGAGGAUUGCGACAGAGGGAUCGAGAUGGAAAACCAAUUAGAGCCUUCUCCCGUCUGGGCUAACGUCACCACAGCCGAGCGAUCACACUCGGUCACCGGCACGGUGGAGACGUCUGAGAUCUCGGGACUGGUAGGCGUAGAGGUUCCGACAUCUGAUGAUGGGAUCGCAGAGGGCAAUCUGAGGGGCCUCGAUCCUGAAGCACGAGGAGAUACCUGA